GGAACAGGAGUUUUUGUGGAUGGCCCUGGUGCUGGGAAACAUAUUCAGGCCGGUGCAAAGAAAGUCAUUAUCACUGCUCCGGCAAAAGGUGCUGACAUUCCAACAUAUGUUGUUGGUGUUAAUGAAAAGGAUUACGGUCAUGAGGUUUCCAGCAUUGUAAGCAAUGCUUCGUGUACCACAAAUUGUCUGGCUCCUUUUGUGAAGGUCAUUGAUGAGGAAUUUGGCAUUGUCAAGGGAACAAUGACAACCACUCACUCCUACACUGGAGAUCAGAGGCUCUUGGAUGCUUCACACCGCGACUUGAGGAGAGCCAGGGCUGCAGCAUUGAACAUUGUGCCAACAAGCACUGGUGCAGCCAAGGCUGUGUCUCUGGUGCUGCCCCAGCUCAAAGGAAAGCUCAAUGGCAUUGCACUCCGUGUUCCAACACCUAAUGUAUCGGUCGUGGACCUGGUUGUGAAUGUUGAGAAGAAAGGUAUUACAGCAGAAGAUGUCAAUGCAGCCUUCAGAAAAGCAGCAGAAGGGCCAUUGAAAGGCAUAUUAGAUGUGUGUGAUGUUCCUCUUGUUUCGGCUGACUUCAGGUGCACCGAUGUUUCUUCCACCAUAGACUCUUCAUUGACCAUGGUCAUGGGAGAUGACAUGGUUAAGGUGGUUGCCUGGUACGACAAUGAAUGGGGUUACAGCCAAAGGGUUGUUGAUUUGGCUCAUUUGGUAGCCAGCAAAUGGCCAGGAGUAUCUCCAAAAGGAACUGGAGACCCAUUGGAAGAAUUCUGCGAGACAAACCCAGCAGAUGAAGAGUGCAAAGUUUAUGAAGCUUAGAUGAUGGAUGAUGAAUAAAAUUCUUUUUUUUUUUUUGGUUGAUUUAAUCUUAUUGAGACUCAGGUUUUUAAAUGCUUGAAAAAAUCAAAUGCUUAUCUUGUAAACACAGCUUAGAAGAGGAAUACAUUAUUGUCAAAUAGUGAUGUUAAUGCUUACUAUCCAUGUUAGCUGAGAUUUCACCAUGACUUAUAAA
This is a messenger RNA of Hevea brasiliensis (rubber tree), 1009 nucleotides long. Its product is annotated as glyceraldehyde-3-phosphate dehydrogenase B, chloroplastic. Gene Ontology annotation, biological process: glucose metabolic process. The record is from RefSeq and is a predicted model, not a curated record. Gene Ontology annotation, cellular component: chloroplast. Gene Ontology annotation, molecular function: glyceraldehyde-3-phosphate dehydrogenase (NAD+) (phosphorylating) activity; NADP binding; NAD binding. NCBI's taxonomy places the organism in Eukaryota, Viridiplantae, Streptophyta, Magnoliopsida, Malpighiales, Euphorbiaceae.